Molecule: messenger RNA, 13404 nt
Organism: Chelmon rostratus (copperband butterflyfish)
Lineage: Eukaryota; Metazoa; Chordata; Actinopteri; Chaetodontiformes; Chaetodontidae
Gene: lrch4
Product: leucine-rich repeats and calponin homology (CH) domain containing 4
Exons: 18
Coding region: 217-2385 (722 amino acids)
Molecular function (GO): protein binding
Source: RefSeq, a predicted model, not a curated record
AACCGCUCUGCUUUAGUAGUGGAAACGAUAGCACCCGUUGUGCGAAGAACGCAAUCACAACUCACACUGCCAACUGAUUUUCCUCUCAUUUAGUUUCCUACUUUUAAAGAAGUUUACAAGGAGGGUACUCUUCCGGAAGUUCAUAAGAAUCGUCGGGGUAUGAAAGUGGAGCGGACGCCUCAAACUAAGUAAAAGAGGAGGUAAACCUGUACGUUGAUGGCUGCUGGGGAUGGAGCCCAGCUGCCGGCCACAGUAGCGGCCAGUCGGAGCGUGGAGAAGGCGCUCGAGGAGGCUGCCGCGAGCGGGGCUCUUAACUUGUCCAACCGAAAACUGAAGGAGUUUCCCCGCAGCGCCAGGAACUACGACCUGUCCGACAUCACACAUGCAGAUCUGUCAAAGAACCGUCUGUGUGAGCUGCCGGAGGAUCUCUGUCAGUUCAUCUCUCUGGAGACGCUGAGCCUUUACCACAAUGGGAUGCGUUCGCUGUCCUCCAGCCUGGGCAACCUCCAGGCCCUCACCUACCUCAACCUCAGUCGUAAUCUUCUGUCCAGUUUACCCCCGCCGUUGUUUCAGCUUCCCCUCCUUCGAGUGCUCAUCGUCAGCAACAACAAGCUGUGUUCACUGCCUGCCUCCAUAUACUCCCUCACGCACCUCCGACAGCUGGAUGUGAGCUGUAAUGAGCUGCAGUGUUUGCCGGCAGAGCUCGGCCAACUAGAGUGUCUGAGGGACUUAAACCUGAGGAGGAACCAGCUCACCACUUUGCCUGAAGAAAUAUCCGAGCUCCCCCUUGUCCGUCUCGAUGUGUCCUGCAACCGCAUUUCCCACGUGCCCCUGUGUUACCGCCACCUCCGGCAUCUCCAGAGCAUCACACUGGACAACAACCCGCUGCAAAUGCCACCUGCACAGAUCUGCUCCAAGGGCAAAUACCACAUCUUCAAGUACCUCAACAUGGAGGCCUGCAAGAGGAGCCAGGAGGAGCUAGAGAGACACCUGAGGCCCACUGGAUUCAACAGCUGUCUGUCAGACCAGGAGCUGUUCACAGGUCAGUUUGGAGGGCUGGACUCUGGCUUCAACAGUGUGGACAGCGGCAGCAAACGGUGGUCUGGGAAUGAGUCAGCAGAUGACUUCUCAGAGCGUUCCCUCCGAAUGGCUGAGGUCAGCAGAGACCAGAGGAACCUGGAGGAGGAGGAGGAGGAAGAGGAUGGAUCUCCUCUGGAAGCUAACAAAGUAAACGGAGAGGCUGAACACGUGGACUUCAUUGACAGCAGUGUGACAGAGGAAGAGGAGGGGGAGAUCAGGAUGGACCCACCCACGCCUCCUCUCACAGCAGCUCCUCUGGAGCAGCAGAAGAACUCUUCACCACCUCAAACCCAGGAAUCAACAGUACGCAGGUCCAGCCUCCAUGUGGAGGUGAGCCCCCCAUCAUCGACCUCCUCCUCUCCCCUGUCCCCCUCGAGCCCCACCCUGGAGGAGCGGAGGAGGCCGGGCACCUUGUCAAUCUGGCAGGAGAGAGAGCGUCUGCAGCAGCAGAGAGAAAAAGCCAGUUUUCUGAAGUCAUCCAGCAAAACAGGAAGUCUUGUAGCCACUGCACCACAGACAGGAAGUAGUUCUGCUGGUGCAUCUCCAGAGAACAGCAACUCCCACUCGGGCCUCCGGCAGCGAUGUGCAAGUGCUGACCAGAUGAGCACAGUGUCUCCUUCAACGUUCCUCCAUCGCUCCAGCAGCAGAACAGAUGUCCCAUCCUCCCCGAAGACGUCCCCUCCACCUGGCCAGGCCCAGAAGCCCAACAGCUUCCUGUUCCGCACCUCCUCCCGUAGCAACGUCAAACCCACAGCAUCAAUCUUCACUCUUGGCGAGUCUGGCAGAAGCGAGUCUCGCACCAUGCUGCGUUCUCCUAAAGAGGAGAGGCCAGACAUCACACAACUACGCAAGACUCUGGAGUCUCGGCUGAAGAUCACUCUACCGGAGGAUCUUGGCGACGCCUUGUCCAGUGGCACCGUCCUCUGCCAGCUGGUGAAUCAGAUCCGACCGCGCUCUGUGUCAAUGAUCCACAUUCCCUCCCCAGCAGUGCCAAAACUGAGCUCAGCCAAGUGUCGACUCAACGUGGAAAACUUCAUUGCUGCUUGUCGCAAGCUGGGAGUCCCUGAGGCGGACUUGUGUGUGUGCUCUGAUGUGCUUCUGUAUAAGCCACCCGCUGUGCUGCGCUGUGUGAUGGCCCUGCUGGCCGUGGAGGAGGGGGGGACGGCGGAGGACCAGUCCGCCCGCCACUCCUCACCUUCGUCGUCAUCGUUCUCCUCCUCCUCGCUGCUGUCCACAGAUUUCCUGCUCUUCUACUGUGCGGCCAUGGCGCUGCUCUACGUCCUCUACUGCUACCUGCUCACCUAGAGGAGCAACACAACACAGUGCUGACACACUCACAUGACUGUUGACCUGCUCACAAACGUACUGAACACACACUCACUUUGUCGAGUUUAAGGCCAGCAUACACAGCUGCUGCCACAGUUGUCAUCUCAGACAAUACUCUGCAGUGUCUGUGUGUGUGUGUGUGUGUGUGUGUGUGUGUGUGUGUGUGCUAUUCAGUAUGCAUACCCUCCACGGCUGUAAACAGAUGUCAUGAGACCCUAAAAGUGUGUGUUGAGUCUCCACAGCUGCACUGGUUGGACGUUAGAGCCAUAAAGAGCAUACGGCAGAGCACCUUUAAGAAACAAACAGAAUACACUACAGCGCACUGAAGUGACAGCUCUUCAUGUAGACACUUAGACGAAUAGAAAGCACUACACUGUAUGAGAGCAGAUAAACAUAGAAAUGCCUUAUCCUCGUUUACCCUCCGCUCUAGAAUGCACAGCACAUUUGGAGGAGAUGGGAGUUUUCCGUCUCAGGCAGAGCUUCUCCACAGGCAGAAACACUCUCACUGGUUGAGACAUGAAUGGGCGGAGCAAAGGAACCUCAGUUGAAUCCCAGCGACCUUGUAUUCGUGCACUUGUAGACAAACAGCUGCGACACAAGCUAUAUUUUCAUGCACUUACCUGCGUACUCCGAUUGCAUAUGAUAGAUUCACAUUGCAGCCACUAGGGAGCAGAUCAGGGCCCAGUCAGUCCUUCUACAUAUAGUGACACCUGCGGUCACUGUAUUGAUAAUACUAAGAGCACGGCAGAAAAAACGGCAUGCAGGAACAAGCUCUGUGAGUGUCCUCUCAAAACAUUUCUCCAGUGUUGCUGUUUGUUUAUAGCCUGCUGCUGAGCUUAACCAUCGAAUUCUCUUAGUGUUCAUUUAUGGGGAUGUGCACAACUAGCGCUCUAAAUGCAGGAUAUGCAGGGUAGCCAUCAAAUGCUUAUGGAAGCGUAGUUAAACUUAUGAAAGCUGAAUUUAAUUGAUUUUUGUUUUUGACCACUUUGGGGCCGUGCAACAAGCUGUAAACACAACAUUUGACAUAUCACCUUAUGAACAGCAUUAGCAUUCAUUUGGAGGUGUGUUUCUGGCCACCUGAUAAUUGUACAUGGAAUAUUCACUCCUCCUUUUAUCUCUGUGCAAACUGUGAUGGAUGUUCACAACAAACAGACUAGCUUCUAUCACAUUAGCACGUACUGUAUGUUCUUCGGUGUUAAGUAUGGAAUUUGGAAGCAGCGAUAAAUCUCAGGAGUUUUUUUUGUGCUUAUUUCUCAGCGUCACUCAGCCAGAAACACUGUGGUUCUUUCGCUCUGCUUAUCAAGUUUUAUUCUUGAGAGUAUUUCUGCGUUCAGAGCAGCUCUACCUCUGAGAAAUAUUCAAACUCCAAUCUGCCUGUUUGUAGGCGGACUACUCAUCCUGAGAGAGAAGCUGUUCAAGAAACCCAAGACUGAACUGUGAAUGUGAUUUUUAGCCUUGAGACAGAUGCAAGUUAGUUAAGUGUGGAACCUGGAUGUUAAGUGAUGUGAUUUCUGACACUACAAUGUGACAGUGAGUCUAAUGAUACAGUGCCUCUUACUGAACAUUGACUAAGACCACUGGCAGAGACUGCUUAGUUUUAUGUCUGCUAUGUUGAGCGCGAGCAGCAGGGGGCGAUGUCGCUGCACCGAUCCCCCUCCAGGACUCGUGUCCAAACCGACGGUACAAACCCCUCCAGGAGGUUGUGUGUGUGUGAAGUCUUUCGUUGUCGUUGUCACUGGGCCCUUUGACCAGCUGACUUCAUGUUUGUAUAAAUGUAAACAGGUUAUUAAAUUAUUACUUUUUUAUUUAUUUUGGAUUUUGUUGUUCCGUUUUUGUUUCUGGGGUGAAAAAGAAAAGGCUUCUUAAUUUCAAUUUAGUUAAGCAUGUGAGUUAAUACUUUUAAAGGCUCAUAAAGCUUUGUGAAGUCAACGAGUGUGCGUUAAAUCACACACACACACACGCUGGUAAAUUAGAUGUAAUCAAUAUUCAAUUAUUCAGAGUUAAAAUAACAUUGAUUGUUUAAAAGUUUUCCCAUCAUUGGAUUGGUAAAUAAUUGAUCCCCCAGAGGCUGCACAUUGAACAGAGCAUCAAACGGCCUGCGCUGUUUCCACCACACGCUGUGUCUGGCUUAUUGCUUGAGAAGGUCAAUGUCUGCAGCUGAACACAGAUUGGAAUCUAUAAUGCUUAUUUGACUGAUGUGGGGUUUCAAAGCUAAUUUUCAGGGUGAGAUUUUUUUGGGGUCGUGCUGCUAAAGCUCUGGAAAUUCUGUCGUUUAAUGUUUUUUAUCAAGGCCUCUGAAACAACAUUUACGCCAUAAUGUGACACUAAAACCCUCUACUGGAAAUCUAAUGAACUUAAAGUAGGGAAGGUAGAAGUCAAAACGUGGGGGGGAAAUUAAAUUAAGAAUGAACUUAAAAUGUUGCGUUUAGGCUUUUUUUUCAUUUACUGUGGUAAGAAUAUCAGAGGUGAGUAGUCGUGACUGAUAUUUUCCACAUAUCAACAAACUAUGUGUUGGUCUUGGUUGAGCAGAACUGAUUUUCUGAAUAUAUGGACCCCCCAGAUUGUUCAAUAUUAAAUCAAUAAUUCUGAAAGAAAUAUUAUUAUGAAAUGUUAUUUUGUUAUCCUGUCAUUAUCUUAAUGGCGUUUCAUCGGAGUUCAUUUUUAUUUUGAAGUGCAAAGCUGUUUCACCAUGGCGUUAUUCCUAAUGACAUUUAUUCCUGACAGUUUAUUUCAUGAUGCUUUUAUAGUGUCGUGGCGUCGUCUCCGGUCAGCUACGUCUGCCUCUCUCUAGCAAACUCAAAGGCUGCUACUGAAUGUAGCCACUUAGCUCCUGUUAGCUAGAGCAACAAUGCCAGAGUGAUUCUCCAUCAACUAUCCAGCUGCUGCAGCAAAUGAACACUGUACACAGACACAAUAACUUACUCUCCUUUUAUUUAGCUUAGCAUACUACACACGCUACCUAUCAAGCAAGCUAUCUAGCAAUCUUAGCAGUGUUAGCUAGCUCCUGUUGGUUUAAGACUGUCUGAAACAUCAACUCAAACACUGCUGGGGUACGCUAACUUUGAAUUAGCCAGUUAGCUGCUGCUGUUAACACCAGUUUUUCACUUUGAUGCCCAGUAAUAAUCCUAGCGGCUUAACCAAGAUAGCUGGCUAGCCGGCUAGUUUGGUACCACGUGUAGCCUUGUUGAGCUUAAAAAAAAGCAUCUCGACUCCAGUUGGUUGACUCAAAAUUACUUUAGCAUUGUUGUUGCUCUAGCUAACAAGAAGCUAACCGGCUAAGCGGCUAAGCGUGGGAGCAGCUGUUGAGCUUGAUUGCUGAAGAGAGGCAUGAUUGGUUGAAUAAAAUGGGCCUUGAAAUAAAAAUGGAAAAUAAUAUAAUAACACAGAGACUUUUGAAAUACAUGUCAACAAUGUGAUAAAAAUGAACUCAAGUAACACUGUUAAUAUAAACUUAAAAAUUAUGAAACAACAUUUCAUAGUAAUUAGUUUGAAUAGUUUAUUAUUGGUUCAUGUAUAUGUUUUACACAAUGUAUUAUUUAUUUAACAAUGAACCCUUUGGGGUCCCAAAUUAAAAAAGCCAUUCAGUUGAAAUUGCAACAGAGCAAUAACUUGAUUUUUUCAAGGUGUACAGCACACUGGUUAUUUUAGUCCACUGUCCAUUCCAUGUCCACAUCUCUGCUGUUGUCUAGAGGUCAGAAUGUCCACUGUAAAAACCUCCCUUCCCGUGGCUGCCGUUUUUUAUUAGCCCGCUGUUACGAUGAAAUUUAUACGGUUUCAAUUCAAAUGUAUAUUUUAUAAAUGAAACUGGAUAAGCAACAUACAGUAAUUCAUUCACUGGCUUAGACCAAGCUAUAUUCUUAAAUAUGUUAGUGGAACAGAAAUACUGUUGUAUUUUAUAUUUAUACGAUACCCUUGUAUUAUUAAGAAUCAUUUUUGAGUUUAUAUAAAUCUAUAUGUAAAGUUCUUUUCCUCCCGCUGUAAAGAAAUUAUUAAAAAUGAACUUUGACCAUGUGCUGUCUGUCUGCUUGCCUGCUGUCGUGCUUUUGCUUAAUCAGCCAAGAACUUUGAAGUGAUCAGGGUAUCUGCAGCUGCAAAACAGUCACCAAAGGUUCACUUGCUACCUUUUUUGUGGUGCUUUCAAAUGCAUCUCAUGGACUUCAGCAAAUCUUUAGGAUCCAAUGUCUGUCCCAACUCCUUUGUGGGAGACCGUUCUUUCUGUGGGGAAGUUAAGUCAACAUACAUUUGCCAGGCUAACCACCAAUUCUCAUCAUUUUCUCCUCCAAAACCUAAAAAUAUAGUUUGAAAACAUGAAUGUUACCUUGAUGUAGCUUGAAACUAGAUUUUUUUUUUAAUUAAACUAGAAUCUGCUCAUUACUGCCCCCUGUAGACAGCAUUACAUUUCUAUUUUUUUAAUGUUAGGAAAUUAUUGUUGCAGGACCAAAUGGAGUCUUUUUCAGGUACAAAUGAAUCCAAUUUGCACAAUUCUACAUGACAAAGUAAAACAUAACCUAACAGAGACGCUAGUCAUUGCUAAAAGAAAGCAUCUGGUGAAGAAACGGGACUUUAAAAAUGGCUCUUCAUCAGCUACAGAGGAAUCAGAAAUAACUCUCACGACAGUUGGUGAGACCACAGUUGUAGUGGGAGUGGGGUUGGAUUGGCACGUGUGAUUGGUUAACUUCCCCACAGUCCCGAAUGAGUCUCGGUUAGGGGGGGGGUUCAGAUCCACAGGGUGAGGACCCUUAAAAGUCUGAAGAAACAGACUAACAUAUUGAUGAAUUGGUCUUUUCAGGAGAUUUUUUGACAACAAAAAACCCAUCAUCAUAGCUUUAGCAACAUCAGAGUCAUUCUUUAAAUACACGAUGUUCAACAGUAGCUGGAGUUGGAUAGGAAGGCAGAAAAUCCUGCACAUCCACUCUCAGAUCAGAUCAGGACAUGGUGAUUUUACCAGCUUGGUUCUUUCAUGUUGGUUUUAAAUUAGUUUUGGAGUCAUUUUCACAACACAUUCAAACCGAUGAAGUGUGAUAAAAUUGUAAGCAGGCGCGCAGAUAUCCUGAUGCUGUCCUGAAUCCACUGUGCCCUGUGCUUUAACCUCUCCAAACGCUCCUGUGUGCUCUCCAAACAGCAGGUUUACCGUCAUAAAUUCCAGCUGGCCUGUGUGGGAGAAGGUGAGUGUAUUGAGCCAAGGUCAGAGAAAAGGCCGAAAUCAGCCCGUAGGUUUGUCAUGCACCAUUCACACGGAGGAGACUCGAUAAACUGUGCUGUCGCCUUUCUGAUUUUCCCUCACUGCAUCACUUGCAGCCUGCAGCCCGUCUGCUGCUCACACACACACCACUGGAGCUGUGAGUGUGUAUUGUCGAGCUCCCCAUUGUCUGCAUUUCAUGUAUUUAGUCAGACUGGUUCACUAGUUAAGUAAUCACUACAGAGUCAGCAGCACUGAUUAUGCAGAUUUAAUCUUUCUCAGACGUUCUGGGAAAUGUCAGUAUUUGUGGGUGAGUGAGUUCCUCUGUGGGUCCUUUCAGGGGUCACUUAGGACAAUCUAGGGGUCCCAUCUGACUGUCUAAAGAGAAAAAACCCUGAGAAUCAUAGUCAUGCAGGAAUCCAUCCACGUUCUUUUUAGGAUUUGAUGCAACAAUUACCAGGAUAAACAUUUAAUAGCAUGCCGUGUUAGCUGAUAAUGGUAGAGCUCCUAAUUUCUUGUCUAAAAGCCAUCUAAAUCUGAGAUAUGAUGAUGCAUAAUGAAAGUUAUACAACAUCACUAUAAGCGUGACAUUCAUUAGGGGCCCAGAGUCAGAACUUUGCUGUUGCAUUUCCACAUCUCCUGCCCUCUGUGCUUUGUUGUGGAGGUGCAUCUUUUCCUGGGGGUGGCUUUGAACAAUAAUCUACACCAUAUACAGUGUGAGACUUUCACAUCAUAGAACAGUGAGUCACCAGACAAGGAUGCAUUAAAAAACUACCAAAGAUGAUAUCUGAGCAAUGAUCGUGUGAUACAGCUAGGUGGUGACAGACACAGGAGCUGGCCUGGUGAAUCAGAGGCUAUUUAAACAUGUACUGCUACAGGCCAUACAGCACACUCGAUCCAGACGCUAUUAUACAGCUACCGUUUUAGAUUCACUUAACAGAAGUGCUGCCUGACUUCCACUGCUGGUGUCAGGGCUGGACACAGCUUCGAGCAGUGUCUUUCCCACGCUUGAUUAGCCAUGCUAGCAGUCUAGUGGCUCCAGGGACGGCGGUGUCAGUUGAUCGCUUUGAUGCUCCACCACUUUGGUACAGACUGAAAUAUCAGUCUAUAGCAGCUAUUGGAUGGAUUGUCAUCACAUUUUUAUAGACGUUCUUGGCUUCCAGAGGAUGGAUUUUAAUAACUUUUAAUAAUAUUUUCAAAAUGAAAACUUUCCUCUGUGUUCAGGCCUCUUGUUCACAUGCAAACAGCGUUUUAGGUCACUAAAAUGCAGAAAUGCCUUCUAAAGUGCAGAUUGUGUGUGGCAAAGUGCAAAGAUUUCAAGCCAGCAUCAGGACAGUCAUAGCUACUGUGGUUAAAUGUUGAUCUGAAAAGAUCAGUUUUUAGUUUUAUUUUAAAAUUAUUCCACGAGCUGCUUCCCUGAUAUCUGUAGGUGAUGUGUUUCAGAGCUUUGUGGGGAAAACAAGGGAAUUUGCAUUGUAGCUCAGUCCUAGUCCAUUAAGGGCUUUGUAUACAAGGAGGUGGACCUUAAAAUCAAUUGUGAAUGUCACAGGAAGCCAGUGCAGAGCAGCUGAAACUGGACUGAUGUGCUCUCUGCUUUUGGUUCUGGUUCACAGUCGAGCUGCAGAGUUUUGAAUGAGAUGAAGUCUCUCAGUGGUUUUUGUCAGGAGGCCAGUAAAUAAUGUGUCACAGUAAUUGAGUCGGCUUGAAAUAAAGGCAUGAAUCAGUUUUUCUUAUCUUUUUGAUUUAUAAAUGGUUGUCAGUUUUUUAAGGUGGAAAGAUUUCCGUCACCUUGUUGAUGUGGUACUUGAAUCUUAAAUCUGAGUCUAGGAUAAUACCAAGACUCGUAACCUCAGAUUGAAUCCAGGGAGUUAAUUUCCCAGAUUAUUAAACAGCAUUUCUUUUUGUCUUAGGGCUGACUAGGAGGACUUUGGUUUCAUCCUCAUUUAACCUCAAGGAAUGAUUGCUCAUCUAUUUAGUUAUUAACAAAAGAUAGUAAUGGAGUCUAUAGCUGCAGCAUCAUGUGGUUCAGCACAGAUGUACAGUUGUGUGUCAUCACGAUCUCCAAGGCCGAUGUAAAACCUUCUCCCUUAACACACAGUCAGAAAGACUAACCAACUGUUCGGGGCGAUUGAUUAAGAUAUCAUGGUCAAUCGUAUCAAACGCUGCACUUAGAUCUAAGAGAAGAGCUGAGACCUUGUUUUCAUUAGAGUUUAGUCACUGAGGUCGCUGAUUAUUUUAGUCAGUUUCAGUGCUGUGGUCUCUUCUAAAGCCUGACUGAAAUUCCUCCACAGUGUUAUUUUCUUGAAAAAAAAAAAGUAAAUUUGCACUGAAACUCUUUUCCAGCGUCUUACUGAUGAAUGAAAGGUUGGAUAUUGGUCUAUACUUGAUGAGUGCAUUAUUACCUAGACUUGGUUUCUUCAGUCUUGGUUUUAUAGCAGCUGUUUUGAAGGCAUCUGGGAAGACGCCUCAUUGUAGAGAUGUAUUUACAAUCUGCAGGACAUGACUUGAAACACUGUCAAACACCAGCUUUGAAAAUGCUGUAGGUACAGAGUCAACACAUGAGGUGGAGGAGUUAGACUCAGUGACGGUCUUGCAGAGCUCAGUUCAUGUAAUACAGGUGAAUUUUCCCACGGUUACAUCUUUUUUUUUGCUGAGGUCAUCAGGGUUUACAUCAGCAGCAAUGUCGGCUCUGAAUGAGGUUAUAUUAUUAUUGAGGAACAAUUUCAAAGUUAUUGCGUGCUUGUUUAAUAUGAAUGUUCUGAGCAAUCAGGUCAGAUGACAAAGUCAUCCCUGGGGCAGUCUCCCACUUAGCUUCCUACAGCCCGAGGUACUUAAUUUAAUCAGUUAUUAAGCACAGUAGACAAAAUAUGACUUGUGAUCAACACCAACUAAAUAAGCAGUUAAACGGUGUCAAGUGCAGCGCUAGAAGUAGUUAGUUAGUCUUGCAAGUGUUUCUGGAAGAACUAGGAGUGCACCUGCUCCAGAAGUGUGUGGGUUGAUACUGUAUAUUCAGAAAUGUGAAGAAGGACACUGGUUGACAAGAACUCAAGGAGGGGCCUCAUAAGAAACCUAUGGAGUGAAAGAAAUACUGAGAAAUACAGAGGGCAGACAGGAGCCAUGGCGAUAAGCUCUACUGAUAACUGAUGCCACAUUUUGGCAAUGCAUAGGUGCAUAUUACAAAGUUGUGUCCUACGCUGCCCAAAAUGCUUGCAGCAUCAUUCAUCCUUUGUCUCUCGCUCUCCCCCUGCAGUGGAACACUAUUCAGUUAGACAUGACAGGAAUGAGAGAGUUUUAUCAGCCCAUAUUUGUGCCACAUUUUCUUUUAUUGUACAAGGAAACAGCAUCUUCUGGAGCGGUGCUGUCAGGCUGGGCCAAUAUUUGGUGGAUAAUUUAGCUCUGUCUUUAAAGCCGAGUCUCGCAGCCUUCUCAGCCGCCACAGUUCCUGCUGUUAACAUCAGCGGUGUGAGGUGUUGUGUGAAAUGAAGUGUGUGGAGGAGGGAUGGCUGCAGCGGGGACACUGAGGCUGAGGGCGUGGGCAUGGUUUGUUCAGGACCUCUGACAGCUGAGAGCAGCAGGACUGAAGUGAUUCACAGAGCCAGAGAACAGGACAGCAGUCAUCUGUUCCAGAUGUACACUGAGGUAGUUUAUUCUUAUCGCCUAAAGCUCAUGUGGUGGAGUGUGGGAGUGGCUGAGAACUGUACAGAGUUCAGAUGUUACACAUCUGAUGGUGGAAACUUUUUACAUUUGAUAGCUAUUUGUGCAUCAGUUGUAAAAUCAUGUUCCAUGAAAAGAAAAGUGUAUCUGUGUUGUAUUUUCUGUGGUUUCAGUAACUAUACUUCAGGCAUACACUGAAAGCAACAGUGGUCAGAUACAUGUGUGUUUUACAAGUGUGAAGGUGAUGAGUAAGCCAUCAUCAUCAUCACCAUGUUGAUACUGAUGCUAUCCAAUACCUAGCCGACAUUUAGACCUACUGAGUUCAUGAAUGCCGUCGUCUGGAUAACUUCACUCGAAGUCGGAUCAGAGAUCCUUCUUUUCCAUUAAACAGUCAAACAUUUCUAAACAUCUAUUUUACAGCAGUGAAUGAAGAUGUGGUUGUUUUCAUUUUAAUGCGCCUGGCUGCUUGUUCCAAAGGAGAGUGGAAGUAAAUCUUUUAAUAGCUUUUCAUUUCAGGCCUGGAGGCAAUAAACACUCCAGCACUUGACAGGGUGUGUGGAUGUUUCUGAUUUCCACUGUAUAUGAGACUGAAAUGACAUGCUUUGCUACAGAAUGUCACUGAGCAUGUAUUAUAAAUUUGUUAACUCUUUCACCGCCCGGUUGGCCUUUAUAUUCACACGUCAGUUUAGAGGCACAGGCGUCACAUCCAUUACAUUUCACCGACAGCCUGUAACCUAAAGAUUAUAUCUUACUUUAUCAGCAAGCAUACUCCCUAAAACAGUUCAAACCAAAGGGUGGUAUGCCUUCACUUGAUAUCCAGAUGAUAACAGGCAUAACAAUUCAAUUCAGUUUUAUUUAUAUAGCGCCAAAUCACAACCAAGGCUGCCUCAGGACACUUUCCAUAUAGAGCAGGUACAGACCAAAAUCUUUAUCUACAGAAACCCAACAAUUCCCUCAUGAGCGAGCACUUGGCGACAGUGGCGAGGAAAAACUAUGAAGUGCAUCUGGCAAAGUAUUUGCCUAUGUGAUAUUUAUGUAUGUGAUGUAUUAACAUAUUAAUAGCAGAUAGUAUAUGACCAUAGUACGGCACUAAUAAGCUAAUAAUAAUGGUAGCAUAGCUAAUAACAGUAAAAGUUGCAGUGGAUGUCCGGCAGGGCAGGAGCUGUAGCUGUAAUCACAGGGGAGCAGGGCGCAACCAUGACCCACAAUCCAGGUGCAUGAUCCAUGGGAACCUGCGUGACGAGAAAGCCUCCAGGGAAGAGAUCGAGUUAGAGACGUGCAUUGCUGAGACGUGAAUGCAUACAGAUGGAGAGGUAAAGAGGAGCUCAGUGUAUCAUGGGAUGUUCGCCUGCAGUCUAAGCCUACAGCAGCAUAACUAGUCCGGUCCAAGGCAAGCCUGAGCCAGCCCUAAGUGUAAGAUUUAUGAAAGAGGAUGACUCUUAAGAGUAAAGAGGGUGUCUGUCCCCUGGACCGAAAUUGAAGGAUGGUUCCACAGGAGCUUGAUAGCUGAAGGCUCAGGCUCCAGUUCUACUUUUGGAGACUUUAGGAACCAGCAGUCUGGGAACACAGUGUUCUAGUGGGGUAAUAGAGUGCUAUGAGCUUUUUAAGAUAUGAUGGUGCCUGAUCAUUUAGGGCUUUGUAGGGCUUUUCUUUUUAGAGUCAGAUAAGGUUAACAUCAGUCUCUAUGUUGAAAUACACACCUACCAACUAAGACUACCAACCAGGUAAAAGGGGCAAGUCAGAAGUAAAGUGCAGACAGGGCCUGCAUUAUUUCUUCUUGUGGGCUUGUCCUCUUCAAAGGCUUUUUAUUAUUUUGGUAAAAAAAAAAGAUGUAUCUUGUCAAAUUACCACAAACUAACUGACAGACACAGAACCUGUGGCCAGGUAGUGUUAUUCCAGCAAAGAAGUAGUGGUUGGUUUCUGGGUAUUUGGGCACAAAACGAAGCUGCCAUGUAUAGGCUGAUGUGUUAAUAAAAACUUUGUGGCACCAGGGUACUCACUGUUUUCUUUCUCCCUUCCCAGGAUUCAUUGUGUUCCCCCCAACUUAUUAUGGAGGACGAGGGGUUGAGUCGGCUGGCCCAGACCGUCCAGGUGUUGGUCGACCUGGCUGAUGGCUCCCAGCGCGGCCUGAAACAGGAAACGUCGGGGACGGCUGGCUCAGCACA